GAAAUGGCGGUCAAGUCGGCAGUUCUUCUAUGUGUUGUCUUGGCUUCUCUCCUUCUCGUCUUCCAGGAUGCGACGUACGCUAGGGAGCUCACUGAAGCCAACGAGCCUGUAGGGAGGACUGUGAAGCCUGCUGGAGGGCCUGGAUUCAAGGACGUGAAGUGGCUACUAGGUGGCCACAAGCAUGGUGGCGGGUAUGGAAAUGAAGGUGGGUACGGUGGAGGAUACGGAAACAAUGGUGGGUACGGCGGAGGAAAUGAUCCACCUAGCUACGGUGGUGGAUAUGGGCCUGGAUACGGUGGAGGAUAUGAUGGGCCUGGAUACGGUGGAGGAUACAAGCACCAUGUCCAUGGCGGUGGUGGCUAUGGGCCUGGAUAUGGCGGUGGCUACGGACCCAGUUAUGGAGGUGGAAACAGUUGCCCUCCAUGCGGAAGUGGUAAUGCUGGUCCUGGGUACGGAGGCGGCUACGGUGGUGGCAACGGUGGAGGAUACCGUAGUGGCAGCGGAUACGGUGGAGGUGGCGGCUAUGGAGGUGGAUAUGGUAGUAGUGGCACUUCUCCAUGAGGCAGACAUGGCAGCAGUGCGUAGGAACAAUGGUGGAUCCUACUAAGAAUUUGAAGCAUAAGAAUGUAUGCUAGCUUUUAUGUCAAAUAAAUCGAUCAUGCAGGGUGAUGUUUGUGACCAAUUUAUAUAUGGGAUCAUGUCCGAUUCGUGUGGUAUUAAACAUCGACUGUUUCCAUGACUGAAGAACCAUAAUAAAAGCUGGCCUUUGUGUG
Setaria italica (foxtail millet) is the source of this 773-nucleotide messenger RNA. RefSeq names its product keratin-associated protein 21-1-like. The transcript has 2 exons. NCBI's taxonomy places the organism in Eukaryota, Viridiplantae, Streptophyta, Magnoliopsida, Poales, Poaceae. The coding region runs from base 4 to 561 and encodes 185 amino acids. The record is from RefSeq and is a predicted model, not a curated record.